AUGUCUCUCGGUCGAAUAAUCAAGGUAUCACUAUUGGUACUUUCCAUCGCAUGUAUCACCCCAAAUAAACCAUUACAGACGCUGUUUGCAUUUGCUUGCAUUGGAUAUGUAAUAACAGCAUCUUUGAUACCUAAGCUCAUGAGUAGCUUCAUUAGAAUAGGGCUAAAGGGCAAGGAUCUUUCCAAACCCCCUCCAGUGGAGGAAAUUGCUGAGUCUAUGGGGGUUGUAUGUGCCGUGACGUACUUGUUCCUCAUGUUCUGGUUGAUUCCAUUUAUUUUCUUCAAAUACUUGGUGAGUUUCACGUCAAUGUCAGACGAUGCAGAUAUGUCCAAUAAUUACAAGGACCAGUAUCUGGCGCUUUCGAAUAAUCAUUUGUUUCCACAUAACAAAUUGGCCGAGUACUUGAGUGCCGUAUUGUGUUUACAAAGUACGACCCUCUUGGGGUUGUUUGAUGACUUGUUUGAUAUUAGAUGGCGCCACAAGUUUUUUCUUCCCGCUGUUGCAUCUAUGCCAUUAUUGAUCGUCUAUUAUGUUGAUUUUAGUGUCACGUCUAUCGUUGUUCCAAGCUUUGUCACUAACAGAUUACCUGGGGGUGAGUUUUUGCUUGAAUCGUUGAAUGCUUUAAUACAGACAGGCAAUAAUAUUGUUACAUAUGUUACUGGGUUAUCUUUCCGUACGUUAGACACCGAUUAUGUAUUGCCUACUGGAUCUCCAAAAUUGCUUGAUUUAGGAGUUUUCUACUACGUCUACAUGUCGGCGAUUUCGAUCUUUUCACCAAACUCAAUCAAUAUACUUGCUGGUAUCAAUGGCCUUGAAGUGGGACAGUCCAUAGUUCUUGCAUUUAUUUUUCUUAUUAAUGAUUUCUGCUACCUUUUUUCAACUGACAUAUCAGCAGCUGCUUACGACUCCCAUCUAUUUUCGGCCAUAUUUUUAAUUCCUUUUGUUGGCACGUCGUUAGCUUUGUUUCAGUACAACUGGUUUCCAGCAAGGGUAUUCGUAGGGGACACCUAUUGUUAUUUCAGUGGUAUGGUUUUUGCAAUCGUCGGUAUAUUGGGCCAUUUUUCAAAGACUUUGUUGAUAUUCUUAUUACCGCAAAUCAUAAACUUCGUAUACUCUGCUCCCCAAAUAUUGGGCAUUGUUCCAUGUCCACGUCACAGGAUGCCUCGAUUCAACAUCGAUGACGGUCUUAUGUAUCCAAGCUUCGGGGAGGUGAAAACUGUCUCAAAGCUCCAAAAAUAUUUUUUGGCGGUGCUAGAAACCUUCAAGCUCAUCAAGGUGGAGCGUACCACUAAGGCCACAAAGUUUUCCAACAUGACAAUCAUCAACUUAUGUCUUGUCUGGUUUGGUCCUUUAAGAGAGGAUAAAUUAUGCAUUUUGCUCAUGACACUUCAAUUUUUAAUUGGAAUCAUCAUGAUUUUCGUCAGACACACCUUGGGCCCUUGGUUAUUGGGCUUUGAUAACUUAACCUGGGGCGUUAAAUAG
Messenger RNA from Debaryomyces fabryi, 1482 nucleotides. RefSeq names its product UDP-N-acetylglucosamine--dolichyl-phosphate N-acetylglucosaminephosphotransferase (gene ALG7). The record is from RefSeq and is a predicted model, not a curated record. Gene Ontology annotation, molecular function: UDP-N-acetylglucosamine-dolichyl-phosphate N-acetylglucosaminephosphotransferase activity. Bases 1 to 1482 code for a protein of 493 amino acids. Gene Ontology annotation, biological process: dolichol-linked oligosaccharide biosynthetic process; protein N-linked glycosylation. NCBI's taxonomy places the organism in Eukaryota, Fungi, Ascomycota, Pichiomycetes, Serinales, Debaryomycetaceae. The transcript has a single exon. Gene Ontology annotation, cellular component: membrane.